Nannospalax galili (Upper Galilee mountains blind mole rat) is the source of this 2786-nucleotide messenger RNA. It is a transcript of the gene Ube2o, whose product is annotated as ubiquitin conjugating enzyme E2 O. The record is from RefSeq and is a predicted model, not a curated record. NCBI's taxonomy places the organism in Eukaryota, Metazoa, Chordata, Mammalia, Rodentia, Spalacidae.
CUCGCAGCGCCUGCUGUUCUCGCACGACCUGGUGUCUGGCCGUUACCGCGGCUCGGUGCACUUCGGGCUGGUGCGCCUCAUCCACGGCGAGGACUCGGACUCGGAGGGCGAGGAGGAGGGCCGCGGCAGCUCGGGCUGCUCGGAGGCCGGGGGCGCGGGCCACGAGGAGGGCCGGGCCAGCCCGCUGCGCCGUGGCUACGUGCGCGUCCAGUGGUACCCGGAGGGCGUCAAGCAGCAUGUGAAGGAGACCAAGCUGAAACUGGAGGACCGCUCCGUGGUACCCCGAGAUGUGGUCCGUCACAUGCGCUCCACUGACAGUCAGUGCGGUACAGUGAUCGACGUCAACAUCGACUGUGCAGUCAAGCUCAUUGGCACCAACUGCAUCAUCUACCCCGUGAACAGCAAGGACCUCCAGCACAUCUGGCCCUUCAUGUAUGGAGACUACAUCGCCUACGAUUGCUGGCUGGGGAAGGUCUAUGACUUGAAGAACCAGAUCAUCCUAAAGUUAUCCAACGGUGCCAGGUGCUCCAUGAACACAGAAGAUGGUGCGAAACUCUACGACGUCUGCCCACACGUCAGCGACUCGGGUCUCUUCUUUGAUGACUCCUAUGGCUUCUACCCAGGCCAGGUGCUUAUCGGCCCUGCCAAGAUCUUCUCCGGUGUCCAGUGGCUGUCGGGGGUCAAGCCUGUACUCAGCACCAAGAGCAAGUUCCGAGUGGUGGUGGAGGAGGUGCAGGUUGUAGAGCUGAAAGUCACAUGGAUUACCAAGAGUUUCUGCCCCGGGGGUACGGACAGCGUCAGCCCCCCACCCUCUGUUAUCACUCAGGAAAACCUAGGCAGGGUGAAGCGUCUCGGAUGCUUUGACCAUGCUCAGCGGCAGCUUGGGGAACGCUGUCUGUAUGUCUUCCCAGCCAAGGUAGAGCCGGCCAAGAUUGCCUGGGAAUGUCCAGAAAAAAACUACGCCCAGGGGGAGGGCUCUAUGGCCAAGAAGGUGAAGCGCCUGUUAAAGAAGCAAGUUGUGAGGAUCAUGUCUUGCACCCCAGACACCCAGUGUCCCAGAGACCAUUCCAUGGAGGACCCAGACAAGAAAGGAGAAGCCAGAGCCAAGAGCGAAGCAGGGUCCGUGAGCCCUGAGGAGCCACCAGAUGGGUCAGCCAGCCCUGUGGAGAUGCAGGAUGAGGGUCCAGAGGAGCCUCAGGAGGCAGGCGAACCACUGCCCCCUUUCGUGUUGAAGGAGGGCGGAGAUGAUGGGCUGCACUCGGCUGAGCAGGAUGCAGAUGAUGAGGCCGCUGACGACACAGAUGACACCAGCUCGGUGACCUCCUCUGCCAGCUCCACCACCUCCUCCCAGAGUGGAAGUGGCACAAGUCGUAAAAAGAGUAUUCCCUUGUCCAUCAAGAACUUAAAGCGGAAACACAAGAGGAAGAAGAGUAAGAUCACUCGUGACUUCAAGCCAGGGGACAGGGUCGCCGUGGAGGUGGUGACCACGAUGACCUCGGCUGAUAUGAUGUGGCAGGACGGCUCUGUGGAGUGCAACAUCCGCUCCAACGACCUCUUUCCUGUGCACCACCUGGACAACAACGAGUUCUGCCCUGGAGACUUUGUGGUGGACAAGCGAGUCCAGAGCUGCCCAGACCCUGCUGUCUAUGGUGUGGUACAGUCUGGGGACCACAUUGGCCGUACCUGCAUGGUGAAGUGGUUUAAGCUGCGGCCCAGUGGGGACGAUGUGGAGCUCAUCGGAGAAGAGGAGGAUGUGAGUGUCUACGACAUUGCUGACCACCCUGACUUUCGGUUCCGUACAACUGACAUCGUCAUCCGCAUUGGUAACACUGAGGACGGAGCUCCACACAAGGAGGAUGAGCCAUCAGUGGGCCAGGUGGCCUGUGUGGACGUCAGCAGCAAGGUGGAGGUGGUAUGAGCUGACAGCUCAAAAACUAUCAUCCUGCCACAGCACUUCUACACCAUUGAGUCUGAGAUUGAGGAGUCAGACUAUGAUUCAGGAGAAGGCAGCACCAGUGGGGCAUCCUCGGACGAGUGGGAGGACGACAGUGACAGCUGGGAGACAGACAAUGGGCUGGUAGACGAUGAACAUCCCAAGAUAGAGGAGCCCCCCAUCCUGCCCACGGAGCAGCCAGCAGCCCCUGAGGAGGACAAGGGGGUGGUGAUCAGUGAGGAGGCCGCCACAGCUGCCAUCCAGGGGGCUGUGGCCAUGGCGGCCCCCAUGGCAGGGCUGAUGGAGAAAGCUGGUAAGGAUGCGCCUCCCAAGAGUUUCCGGGAACUGAAAGAGGCCAUCAAGAUCCUGGAGAGCCUCAAGAACAUGACAGUGGAGCAGCUACUCAUGGGCUCCCCCACCUCACCCACUGUGGAGCCUGAGAAGCCAACCCGGGAGAAGAAGUUUCUGGAUGACAUCAAGAAGCUUCAGGAGAACCUCAAGAAGACCCUGGACAAUGUGGCCAUCGCAGAGGAGGAGAAGAUGGAAGCGGCGCCCGACACAGAACGCAAGGAUGACAAGCCUGAGGGGCAGUCGCCAGUGAAGGCAGAGUGGCCCAGUGAGACACCUGUGCUCUGCCAGCAGUGUGGCGGGAAACCUGGAGUCACCUUCACCAGCGCCAAGGGCGAGGUCUUCUCUGUGCUGGAGUUUGCACCCUCAAAUCACUCUUUCAAGAAAAUUGAGUUCCAGCCUCCAGAAGCCAAGAAGUUCUUCAGCACAGUACGGAAGGAGAUGGCUCUGCUGGCUACCUCACUCCCCGAUGGCAUCAUGGUCAAGACUUUUGAGGACAGAAUGG